GGAAACUUGGUUUGAACUUCCCUUGAGGUAUAAGGAACCAGGAAGUCUUUGCUGCGAAAUUGGAAUAAAGCAGCCAGCAGGAUGACGAUUGCAAUUUUUGCUGGCUGUACGUUCUUUCUGAGAAUCAGAAAGUUAACAAUUCUAGAAAAGAACAGACUGAAGACAUCGAUUAAGGAAAAUGGUGGGCAGAUUGCAUUUGGAUUAAAUCAAGAGUGCACUCAUGUUGUCACUGAAGAUGCUGAUGCACUUAGCCCCACCCAUCUCAAAGCCAUCCAGAAAUAUGAGCUGCCUAUGGUAAAUGUUGAUUUCAUAUGGGAUUCCAUUGAAGAAAGAAGACUUCUACAAUGUGAGAACUAUGAGCUAUCCCAAACGGUGCCCUGUGAAACAGAUACGGAGACGACCUUAAAGAAUGCCGAUGACAGCCCUAAGGAAAAAGACGUUUCUGAAGAGAAUCACAAGCAUAAAUGGGAUGACAGCAGAAACUUAGAAAAACUAAGAUGGUAUUCAAAUAAUGAUGAAUAUGUUCCAAAUUUUCCUAAAGAGUUUGAGCUUGCAAAAUAUGACAUCCUUGAAAAGAUUUCAGCACAUGGUGAAUAUGUUGUUCUUGAAAUGCAAUGCUUUCAGCAUGAAUUCAGUUACCCAUUUUGUAUAAGAGCACAUUACAGCAUGCUGGAAGGACGCCCAAAACAAAAACGACUGAUGCCAGCUAAGACCUCUGAAGAAGCUAGAAGACUCUAUGCCCUUUCUAUUCAAGAUUUAAAGAAGAUGGGUUUUGAAUUAAGAAAAGACUUUCCAUAUCAAGCAGAAUAUUUAGCAUCAGAAAAAUUACAAGAGAGGCUUAUAGCAGAUGCAGCCAGUUCCAGUGUUUUGUCUGAAGAAGUUGGUAGGUUUGUGGAACUUAUCUGGACCGAAGCAGUUGGACACCUGGAUGGUCUGCUAGAUAAACCCGUAACAAGAAUCAGCCUCAAUGAUGUGAGCAGAGCUGAAGGCAUUCUUCUUCGGGCAAAGAAGUGUUAUGAAGAAACAGAAUCUCAAACAAAGCUGUCUGCAAUCAUGACAGAAUUCUAUAAAAUCAUACCCCACAAAAAGGUUUUGGAUGAUGAUGUUAGCAAAAACUUGAUAUAUACUAAACGGGACCUCUGUCAGCUGAUUAGAGAUAUGCUGAAUAUUAGUGAAAUAAACAUGUCAGUUCUUAACACAUCAUCCCUUUCUAAGUAUCGGACUUUGAGAUGCAGGAUUGAUGCUCUAGAUGUGGCAAGUGAAGAGUUUAAAAAUGUCAAACACUUACUGGAACAAAACACCAGUGAAAAUCUAAUACAGGUUUUGAAUAUAUAUAAAGUCAGCAGAGGAACUGAAAGUACGGUGUUUGAGAGAAAACUGGGCAAUGUUCAGUCUUUAUUUCAUGGAUCGUCUGUUUGCAACUUUGUGGGAAUCCUCUCGAGAGGACUACUUUUGCCAAAGAUAGAUGAAGAGCGUGCCUUAAAAAGAACAGAUGUUGGGUAUUUGGGUAGUGGCAUUUAUUUCAGCAACUCUGCAAGAACAAGCAUUAAGUAUUCCCAGCCAUGUGAAACAGAUGGAACUCGACUGUUGCUCAUUUGUGACGUAGCACUUGGAAAAUGUUGGAAGACUGAGGAAAGCUGCUACAUUUUCAUAGGUUAUGAUAGUGUACAUGGAGUCCGUAGAACAGAAAAGAAAGAAUCUAUUUUUGAGGACGAUGAAUUUGUAGUGUACAGAACCAGUCAGGUCCAGAUCAAAUAUGUGGUUCAAUGUACAUGUGAUAAUGACAAAGUUAAAGAAUUCCAGCCAAUAAUUCAGACUGAAUUAGAAGACCAGAGGCUUUCUUUUGAGGAUUAUGACCAGCCUAAGGAUUAUACAGUACCGAGCCAUGAUCUAUUGAAUGAUAUUUCUGCUGGCCUACUAGACAGAGCUGGGAAUCCAAUUCCUCUUAAAGAUAUUCAAAUCAAAGGAAGAAUAAUAGACUUAGUAGCAGAGGUUGUGGUGUUUCAGACCUAUGAAAAUGAAACAGAAAGUCCCAUUGAAGCAAAAUAUGUCUUCCCCUUGGAUGAUACAGCUGCUGUAUGUGGAUUUGAAGCAUUCAUUAAAGGAAAGCAUAUAAUAGGGGAGGACAUUUUUACUGUUUCGGUUGGAAACUUGCCGCCUUCAACAAAAGUGCUCAUCAAGAUCACCUACAUCACGGAGCUCAGUUACGAAAAUGGGAAUCUUUGCUUUCACUUGCCAGCUGCUGUAGCUCCUUGGCAACAAGACAAAGCAUUAAAUGAAAACACACAGGACUCAGUAAGGAAAAUUUGCAUUAGACAAACAGAAGCAAAAAGAGAGUUCAGCUUAGAAAUGUCUAUUGAAAUGCCCUUCAAAAUCAAUAACAUUAGUAGUUGGACACAUCAGCUUAAAAUAAAGAAAACAGAUUGCAAAGCAGUGGUUUCCACAACUGAAGGCAGUUUAUUGGAUGCUAGUGGCUUUUCGAUGGAAAUCUUGAUUGGCGAUGUAUAUUUGCCCAGAAUGUGGGUAGAAAAACAUCCAGAUGAAGAGAGCGAGGCCUGUAUGCUUGUAUUUCAACCAGAGUUUGAAGUUCCAUUUGAUCAUUUAAGCCUCCAAGGUGAAGCUGUCAUCUGCCUAGAUUGCUCCAAUUCCAUGGCUGGUUCAGCAAUCCAGCAAGCCAAGGAGAUUGCAUUACAUGCUCUAAACUCAUGUUAUUUGACAAGAAAAAUAAGUGUACUCAAAUUUGGGACAAAUUUUGUAGAACUUUGUUCCAAUCUUGAUGAUUCUCCUAUGGAUUCUGUAGCUUUGAAAGAAUUUAUCACAUCAGCUACAGCUACAAUGGGAGAGUCAAACUUAUGGAAGGUACUGCAUUAUCUGAGUUUGCUUUACCCAACUAAAAGCAAGCGCAAUAUUAUUCUUAUAUCUGAUGGACACAUUCAGUAUGAAGACGUUACCCUGGAGGUGGUGAAGAAAAAUACACUGCACACCCGAAUAUUCACAUGUGGAGUAAGUCCUACAGCAAAUCGUCACGUGCUGAGAACUUUAUCCCACUAUGGAGCUGGUGCUUUUGAAUAUUUCGAUGUGAAAUCAAAAUAUAACUGGGAGAAAAAGGUGAAAAGCCAGACAACUAGAAUGUUUUCUCCACAAUGCAGUUCUAUUUCCAUUGAAUGGCAGACUUAUCAAGCAGAUAAUUAUGACCUUACUUUUACCCCUUCUCAGAUAUGUGCUCUAUUUAACCACGAGCGUCUUCUGGUCUAUGGAUUUAUCAUCAAUUGCACAGAGGCCAUUUUAAAGGCACAAGUAGAUAAUCAGGAAUUGUAUACACUGGUGUCUACAUCUGAACUGCAGAAGACCACAGGAACUAUACUCCACAAACUUGCAGCAAGAGCCUUUAUUAGAGAAUACGAACAAGGAAUGUUCGAUAAAAAUGAAAUACAACAUGAGAUGAAAAGAGAAGAGAUGAAGUCCAACAUCAUUGAGCUCAGCCUGAAGCAUUCCAUUGUGACCCAGUAUACAAGCUUUGUGGCAAUUGAAAAAAGGGAGGCAGAUGAAGACCAAAGUGAUGAUACUUUAGAUCAUUUCGAGCCUGUAGCUACACACAAUGUUGAUAUUUUACCCUACAUAGAAUAUUCAACAGAAGAAUUUAUGGUCAAUCAAAGUGGGGUAUGUAUAUUGUGUCCCCCCCCCCUUUAAUGUGAUUUAAUUUUA
Thamnophis sirtalis is the source of this 3705-nucleotide messenger RNA. Lineage: Eukaryota; Metazoa; Chordata; Lepidosauria; Squamata; Natricidae. The record is from RefSeq and is a predicted model, not a curated record.